Lichtheimia ornata is the source of this 2082-nucleotide messenger RNA. RefSeq lists its product as uncharacterized. Gene Ontology annotation, cellular component: GARP complex. The record is from RefSeq and is a predicted model, not a curated record. The coding region runs from base 1 to 2082 and encodes 693 amino acids. Gene Ontology annotation, molecular function: syntaxin binding. Lineage: Eukaryota; Fungi; Mucoromycota; Mucoromycetes; Mucorales; Lichtheimiaceae. The transcript is spliced from 14 exons. Gene Ontology annotation, biological process: Golgi to vacuole transport; endocytic recycling; retrograde transport, endosome to Golgi.
AUGUCACCUUUCUUGUCAAGCGAGGAUGGUUUGGACAAUAAUGAUAAUGAAUUUGCACACGUGACAUGCGACCAAGUUGAUGACCACAUCUCAGCCUUUAAAGAAGACGAGUUUGUACGACAAGCGCUUGAGCAAGGCAUGGAUUUAAGAGAAUAUGCGCAACAGAUUGAGCACGAACGCAGUGAAGUGCAGCGAGACAUUGAAAAUGAUCAUACAUUGCAUCUUCAUUCAUUCCUCAAUUUGCAUUCUGAGAUCCAAUCAUGUGAUGAUACUCUCAGACGGAUGGAGGAGCUAUUAAGUGUAUUUCAGAGCGAUCUUGGAAAUAUCAGCGGUGAAAUUCGAAGUCUUCAAGAGCACUCUUCCCAUAUGAAUAUCAAACUCAAAAAUCGGAAGGCUGUGGAGAGCAAACUCGGUAAAGCGCUACAAGGAAUGGUGAUCUCGCCGGAUAGCGUAAAGAAAAUCACAGAAGGCCAGAUCGACGAAAUGUGGCUGCAAUACCUCUUAAGUGUGAAUCGACAGAUGCGUUUUGCGAAAGCCAACCAAAACAAGCCUAUCAAAGCUUUACGCAACGUAGGACCCGAAUUGGAGAAAUUACGUCUGAAAGCUGCAGGGACAAUCCGAGAUUUCUUUAUUGAAAGAAUUCAUGCGUUGCUUGUACCGAAUACCAACGUCCAAAUUAUGCAACAAUCGGUCUUUCUGAAGUACAAAGCGCUACAUCAAUUUGUGUUGGAACGUCACCAAGACGCAGCAACCGAGAUACGGCAAACUUACAUCAACGCAUUACGUUGGUAUUUUCAUAACCAUUUUGAACGAUAUAGCAAAGGCUUGAAUAAGCUACAGACUAUUACUGCCGAUAAAUCCGAUCUUAUCGGCGAAGAGCAUGGGCGAAAAGUAAUAGGUGGAUUAUUCAGUGGCAGCAAGCUCUCCCUAAAAGAUAAAGCCAACGUGUUCUCUUUGGGUGACCGUAUCGAAGCGUUACGGAUGCAAGACCAAGGCGUAAUCUUGGUACAUAUAGCAGAGGAUAAAGAGCAGAGAUAUCAGUUUGAACAACUCUUUCGAAGUUUCAACCUUACCUUGAUCGACAACGCAAGCUCAGAAUACCUUUUCAUUCAUGAGUUCUUUUCUUCAUGUGAUACAAAAAAAUCAGCUGACAUUGCAAAGAUGAUGUUCCAAGAGAUCUUCCAGCCUACAGAGAAGGUCGGAGAGGACUUUACCAAGAAUUAUAUUGAAAACUCCUAUGAUGCCGUAGGUAUUCUGCUCUGUAUUCGUAUCAAUACACAGCUGGCUUUGGAAUUACAACGACGACGAGUGCCGGCUCUAGAGAGAUAUACCAAUUCAACGAAUAUGAUCCUAUGGCCACGGUUUCAACAUGUCAUGACACUUCAUGUGGAAAGCUUGAAGCGCAUGGCAAAUACAAAGGCAAUUUUGAAUUCAAUCAAGGAUAUCCAUCCACACUAUAUUACUAGACGAUAUGCCGAAUUUGCAGCAUCGCUUUUGGUUCUAAAUGAAGGCUAUGAUGAUGCCAUAUUGACUAAUAGCAUUCAUAAAUUGAGGAACGAAUUCGAGGGCUUACUAUCUCGGAUGGCCAAUGAGUUUACUGAAGGUCCACGUCGGAUAGCGUUCUUAAUCAAUAACUACGAUGUGAUUGCAUCUGUGUUUCAGGAAACUCAAAACAGAGCAUUGGAACAUGAACUAGAACACGUUCAGCAACUUUUAUCCUUGCAUACGGGAGCAUUUGUCGAUGAACAGCUGAAACCGUACUUUGGGCAGAUGAUGGCGUGCGUCAAACUUAAUGAACAAUCAGAUACGGUGAUGCAGACGGAGACAGAUGACUUGCAGAGGAUCUCUCAUCAUUUUGCACAGACCUGGCGUCAAUCCUUGACAUCUAUCAAUGCUUCGGUUAUUCAAUAUUUCUCGAACUUCAAGAAUGGGACUGCAGUAUUACACGCAGUGUUAGGUCAAUUGAUAGUCUACUACACCAAAUUUUUGGAUUUAUUAGAACAGCGCGUUGUAGGCGGUGUGCAGCCAGUAGGAGUCCAAACGGUCAUGGUAGAAAUAAAGAAAUUCCGGAACACUUUCUAA